Zophobas morio is the source of this 2267-nucleotide messenger RNA. Its product is annotated as proton channel OtopLc-like. Gene Ontology annotation, cellular component: membrane. Gene Ontology annotation, molecular function: proton channel activity. Gene Ontology annotation, biological process: proton transmembrane transport. The transcript has 8 exons. Lineage: Eukaryota; Metazoa; Arthropoda; Insecta; Coleoptera; Tenebrionidae. The coding region runs from base 209 to 2230 and encodes 673 amino acids. The record is from RefSeq and is a predicted model, not a curated record.
CAGAAUAAAGAAUACGUAGAAGAGAGAAUUAAAAUUUCAGUUAUCAGUAGCUUUCAGACGAGCGCGGAAAUUAUGCAACAACUAUUUUAUCUGAAAAGUGUGCAUGUUUUCUAAAUUAUUCGCACUAUAAUUUUGCCAAGAAGCGAGCGGCUUCGCUAAACUUUUAAUAUAAGAAGAUUACGAUACGCCACUAGGGAACCGUAAUUAGAUGGACACGGCACACGUAGACAACAACUCCACUGCUCCUCCAUACCCUCCUCAACAAAAAGAUCACCUUCUCGUUCCUAACCUAUGUAUGAUUAACGAAACCUCCGAAAAUGUCGACGAAGACGACGAAGUACUGGAAUCACCGUCUUCAUCAAGAAGACCCUCUGCCAUCAUCGCAGCUUUGCGACGCCCUUCUCAAGCGAUCGCUUUAUCGGCAGCACAGGCCGUAAUGAACCAGAGAAGGUAUCUUUUGAGUCUUUUACAUGGCCAGAGCGAGCGAUCGAUUUCAGAAAAGGAUACAAGCGAUUAUAAGGAAGAAUUGAUCAAAAAACAAAACCGAAAACUAGGCGACGAUGCUUUGACCACAAUUCUCUCCGCCCUCUACGCAAAGCUGCUGGUCGUCUUGGGAAUGGCUUUUCCGAUUACGGAAAUCAUAUCGAAGGACGUGCGGCCUUUCUUCUACCAGGGUUUUUAUUUGUAUUUAUACUUGGGCAGCAUCGCUUUCGUCUGUUAUAUGUACGCAACCUUCGUCAGGGAAAAGGCAGUUAACAAUAUCAUCAACUCCUACAACAAAGACAAAAAGGAUAAACAUCAUGGCUUCUUUUCACAUCGGAUGUCCAUUAAUUUAAACAACAAACCAGUCAAGUACGGAAGCUUUUAUUUACGCCUUGGCGCAGUCGCUUUUGGUAUCGGCAGCAUGGUCUAUUCCGGACUCGAAUUCGGACGAUAUUUCGAACUAAAGAACAAUCAAAAGUGCGAUUCCAAUGCGCUUCAGGCUAUAACACCGGCAACCCGAAUGCUGCUAACGCUGGUUCAAGUACAAUUCAUAUUUCUCAACACAAAGAACAUGGACAUGGACCGGCACAAGAUUAUAGCUAGAUUUGGCCUAAUGCACAUGGUAGCCACAAACCUCUGCGAAUGGUUGUAUGUUCUUGUAGAAGAAACUAAACAUGAAAUAAUACACUUGGGGGAACAUGGACACAACACAACUAAUUCGUCUAACCACGCCAAAUAUUGUCAGGAAGGAGAAGUAAUGGGAUCUCUUGUCAGAAAUGCAAGUCCGUUCUUGUUUCCUUGCACCAUUGAAUACAGUCUAAUUUGUGCUGUUAUCCUGUUCGAAAUGUGGAAAAAGGUGAAAUCUGCGGAAGUGAAAGCCGAAGUUGCAAAGGCUUCUGACAAACACAAGGACGAAAAAGCAACAACACAUUAUGCCUUCAAUCCUUUCGGCGGUAGUCCAAUGAAUUCCAAUCACCAUUUCAGCGUGGACUGCUCCAACGCUCACCGGGGCUUAUUCGCCGGGAUUAUGAUCAUCGUCCUGACCAUAAUUUCUUUGAUAAUGUUCUUCGUCCUGGCUAACGAACCGAGUGGAAGUGAAGAGGAUAACUUGGCUCUCAGAAGCAUGGCUGAAUUUGAAGUGAACAUAGUUGAAUUAGCCCUUUACAUAUUGACCACAGUUGUGGUUAUUGUAGCCAUGGUGCAAAUGCGCUCACUCAAGUACGACAGAAAAGUAGGGGCUGAGGGCCAAGAAGGCAUAGGCCUCGACAACACGCUCCUUGUAGUAGCCCAAACUGGCAUGUUCAUCUACUCCAUGUUUUCAAUAAUAGGAUGCUACUUUACGAUAUCUCGAAACACUACCACUGGACUCCUGGCUGAAAUAUUUUCUUUUAUUCAAACCUGUUUGCAAACUAUGUUUGUUUUGGAUGGAUGGUGGCGUCGCUGCCGUAAUUUAGAUCAAGUGAAAAAUAAGCCAGCCAAAGAAUUAAUCACAUUUCUCAUCAUUGCGAACAUGGCCAUGUGGACUAUUAAUACUCUGGAAAAGAAUCGUGCUGAAUUUAGACCUACGCAUCUAUUAUUCUUCGGUGAAUGGGCAUGGACUAUAAUUACACACAUUUCAAUGCCGCUGGCCAUUUUCUAUAGGUUUCAUUCAACAAUAUGUCUCUUCGAGAUAUGGAAAACUGCGUAUAAAGUUAAACCUCAAUUUAAAAACCCUGUGUUUCCUCUUAUUUCGACUCCUUCAGUAUGAUAUAAUGGUGGUGGCAAUAAACGAAAAUAUAUUACAA